Molecule: messenger RNA, 1574 nt
Organism: Halichondria panicea
Lineage: Eukaryota; Metazoa; Porifera; Demospongiae; Suberitida; Halichondriidae
Product: receptor-type tyrosine-protein phosphatase N2-like
Exons: 15
Coding region: 123-1382 (419 amino acids)
Biological process (GO): protein dephosphorylation; regulation of secretion
Cellular component (GO): secretory granule; synapse
Molecular function (GO): protein tyrosine phosphatase activity
Source: RefSeq, a predicted model, not a curated record
UCAAUGAGUGGGGCGGGGCUAGUUAUCAAAUUAGACGGAAUAAUUAUUCAUUUUUCGGGAAGCUACGUAGCCGGCCAAGAAGGGAGUGUGAAGUGUGUACAAAGAGAAGCUGCCUCGGCGAUAUGUCCUCUCCUGGUCCUAGCACUCAUGUGUACUAUCCAUCAUGGAACUCUCUGAUGUACACUGCUCUAACGUCUACUGUCUACACUGUGGUGGCUGCGGCUGUGAUCGUACUCCUCGUGUUUAUACUGGGUGGUCUUAUAUUUCUCUACGUCACAAGAAUACGGAACAAGAAGUAUACGCACUCGACGGACACUGUCCGCUACUCUCCUAUGCAUCAGAAUGACCAUAGUGAUGAUGAGAAGGCAUCAAAGAAAAAGAAGAAGUCCAAAAAGAGACGAGAUCCCUCCAAACGAGCACCCACUGGUCUGGGCUAUGAGGCAGCCCCCGUGUACAGCGCAACCACCUCUAAACUGUCCUCAGUACCAGUGUCUCCACACAUGGACGUCAGUGCUGGCUGCCUCAUCUUGGAAUAUAUCGAGGAUCAGAAACAGCUGGAGGCAGAAUGGGAGAACCUUUGUAGCUACACUCCCGAAGCUGCAAGUACCUUAGUGGCUGAGAUGAUCGAAAAUAGGCCCAAGAAUCGACCGGACAGCUACCCCUAUGACCACAGUCGGGUGAAGCUCAGAGAAGACUACACAGAAGAUGGGAGAGAUUACAUCAACGCCAGCUUUAUCGUUGACACUGAUCCACAACACCCAAAGUACAUAGCCACUCAGGCACCGCUCGAGAAAACCAUCGCUGAUUUCUGGCAGAUGGUAUGGGAGAAAGAAGUGAGUGUCAUCGUGAUGCUAAGUACUCCAGAGGACACUGAAAUGGGUCAGUCUUGUCAGUAUUGGCCGACGGGUGGAAUUGCAACUUACCAUACCUUUGAGGUGAGGCUGGUGUCAGAGCACCUGCACUGUGAGGACUACAUCAUCCGCAGCUUCAUCAUGCAGAACACCAGGACGUACGAGUCGCGCACAGUGACUCACUCCCAGUUCCUGUGUUGGGGCCCCACUGCUGUGCCAGAUGAGCCAGGCCCUCUACUAGAGUUCAGAAGGAAGGUCAACAAGGCCCACGCUGGACAGAGCACCCCCCUACUUGUUCACUGCAGCGACGGAGUGGGGAGGACGGGAACGUACAUCCUUAUUGACAUGGCGCUCACUCGUGUGCAAAAUGGAGCUAAAGAACUCAACCUUGCAGCCACAGUGGAACAUUUGCGAGACCACAGACCAAGAAUGGUCCCCACUAAGGCCCAGUUUGAGUUUGCCCUGUCAGCAUUAAUGGAAGAGACGCGGGCCAUGUUGAAGGCAGCCAGUGAGAGACAGAAAACUUCUUGAGAACUGUUUUGUUCUUUCGAGUGUGUUUGUGUCAAGUGUCUAUAUCAAAAUUAUUGUUCAUCCGUGUACAUACAUCGAUCAGAUUCACUUUAUUGAUUUUCAUGUCGUCUCUCAGUCAAUAAUUGUACAGUCCAGUCCAGUCAUAUCCAAGUUUUACACAGUGUUCAUAUUAAAUUGUAGUUUUUUCAUUAA